Molecule: messenger RNA, 2016 nt
Organism: Moneuplotes crassus
Lineage: Eukaryota; Ciliophora; Spirotrichea; Euplotida; Euplotidae
Source: the annotation of a GenBank genome assembly
GGAAUUUUGAAUAAAAUGAGCAAAUUGGUAGAGGAAGAAUUUGUGCCACCACCAAUAGAGCCAAGGGGUCAGAAUCAGGUGGCUGACAGUCGAGGAACUAUUGAGAGAAACAAGAAAAGAUUUAUGGAAGAAAUCACCAAAAUCAGACUCGACACUGAUGAAGCUGAAAAUGACAGAAGAAUUAAAGAAAAUAAAGAGAAAGAUCAAAGAUAUGAUGAUAUCCAAACUGAAGUUCACAAUAGUUACCAAAAGAACAUCCAAAUUGAUUUUACCUGGGAAGAACUUGAAGAGAAAGAAGACUGUGAAGAGCUUGCCCAAGAGAUCGAAAUGCAAAAAGCCAAGUGUCAGUCUAUUAUUCAAACUAAAGAGAAGCUUAUCAGGCAAUUUCAAGAUACUUUAAAGAGCAAGGAUGCUGAAUACCACAAAUCUCUUGAGACCCAAUCGUUAAACAUUGAUAAGCUUAUCGAGACAAUGAGAAGGCAAUUCAAUACCAUAAGGGACGAGUACAACACUCAGCUGAAUGAAAUCGAAGCAGCCUAUAAAAAGGAAAGAGAGGAAAUCUUAAAUCAAAAUAAUGAGGAAAUUCAUCGACUUUUCGAAAAACACCAAAAGACUGAAGAGAAAUUCCUAGAUAGAAGAACAAAAGAUGAGGCAAAAUAUGGUGAAGAACUAGAAAGCUUACGCUCGAGUGAAGCUAAUGAUCAGCAAGAAAGUAAGAUCAAACUUGAAAAUGAACUCCAGACUUUACAGAAGUGUAUGGAGGACAUGAAGGCUGUAUAUAAACUCAAUGAAGAAAAGCUUGAUUUCAACCUCCGCGUUCUUAAAGAAAGAGAGGAUCAUAACAAAACCAACAAGACCAAUAUGAAUAAGAGACUUAAUAAGCUUAAAAACAGAAAGAGGAAGCUUGAGAAGGAUUACAAGAAGGAGAACACUAAGCUGAAAAACAAGAAUAUUGAGCUCACCAAUUCUUAUAAAAGAAUCACCCUUCAAUUUAAAGAGCUGCAGAAGAAAUUCAGGAGGUUUAAGAAAAAUGAUGAGAGAAGAUUUGAAGAAAUCUGGUUCAUGAAUCAGAACGAGGUCUAUACACUAGUCAAUAAGAUCUCUAAGGCUGAUAGAGUCAUCCAUGAACAACAACUUGGGAUCGAAUGGAAGGCUCCGACUGAUCCUGCUUUCAAUAAUCCUGAUAUGAAGGCAAAUGUAUCACAGAUAAAUCAGAAUGCUUCUGUUGUAGAGUCUCAUGGGCAAUCUAAGGUUGAUAUUGGAGAGACUCAGUCCCAUCUUACAGGUGUUGACAAGACUGAGGAAGAAAAGAUUCCUAUAUCCAAAAUUAAGAAGGUCUUCCUGAUGUUGAUAGAAGAAAUGCCUUAUCUCAUUGAAGACAAGGUAGAGAUAGAAUGAGAAUCCCUGGAGCCAAAGAAGGCUUUUAAAAAGAGGCUAGAUGCUGUCAGAAAAUCUCUGGAUAUCACAGAGAAGAUAACUCUUUACAUGCUUGUCAACUCUUUUUAUGAAUUCUCUCAGAACAAAAAGUUUGAACCCCUCAAUGAAGGUGAGGAAGAGAAAUCUAAUGAGGAAGAAAUUCCAAUAGAAGCAAACGAAGAUGAAGAAGAACUAGAUAUUGAAGGAGAUGAGAUUCUUGAUGUCCUUAGACAAUUCCAAUUGAAGAAGGAAGAAUAUCUUAGCAAUGCUAUGCUCACUGCAAAUCCUAGGAAUAAGAAGAGGCCAACAUUCAAAAAUGAGGAGCAGAAGAAAGAGCUUGAUCAUAAAGCUGAGAAUUACAUCUGGCAGAAAAUGACUACUAUCCUUGAUGAAAGAAAACUAAGCGUCUGGAAAGCUCUUGACUCUGCUUUUUCUAAAUAUUAUCAAAUUCUUGUCAAUAGGAAGAAUCUCAUUGAAGACACUGCCUUGCUAAAUACUCAAAAUGAGGAGCUGAAGACUCUUCUGAAUCAAUACUUACAUGCAGGGGUUAACCACGAACUGAGGGUGCCUCCCACACAAGUAAUUAGACUUGAUAUGUAA